UGGGUGACAGUUUGUAGGCUUCUGCCCGCUUUCGGGUCUUGUGCUCCUUGACUCCCGCGGGCCAUGCGCUGUGGGGCGGCAUUGAGGGCCUGCCCGAGGGUCUGCAGGCGCCUGAUUUCUGACCUUGGUGGCCGAGUAGAGGGGGGGCAGCCGGAGCAGUUAACAGGGAGUAGCGCCCUCGGAGGGCCUCUGAGCUCGCACGCGGAGCCACCCGCGGGGAGCGGGCCGGGAGAAGACCCCGAGCCCGGGGCAGGCGGCGAGGCGCUGGUAGAGCUCUGUCAGAGGAGGCAUUUCCUCAGGAACACGGAGCUGCCGCUUAGCCGAGACUCUCUUCUGAGCGGGUGCCACCCCGGCUUCGGCCCCUUGGGCGUAGAAUUACGGAAGAACCUGGCGGCGGAAUGGUGGUCCUCAGUAGUGGUGUUCAGGGAGCAGCAGGUCUUGCGGGUGGACGCGCCCCACCACCAGCCGGGCCCUUCGCUGCCGGGGGACGGUGCCUUCAGGUUAGUUUCUGCAGAAACUCUACGCGAAAUCUUGCAAGACAAAGAACUGAGUAAGGAACAGCUAGUAACAUUGCUUGAGAACUUACUAAAAACUUCUGGGAAACUACGGGAGAGCCUCCUUCACGGUGCCUUGUCACACUAUGUUAAUUGCCUGGAUCUGGUGAACAAGAAGUUACCUUAUGGCCUUGCUCAAAUCGGAGUGUGUUUUCAUCCUGUCUCUGAAACUAAACAUACACCUGAUGGUGUUAAAAGAAUUGGUGAGAAGACUGAAGCUUCACUUGUGUGGUUUACUUCAGCAAGAACUGCAAGCCAGUGGCUGGACUUCUGGCUACGUCAUCGACUCCUGUGGUGGAGAAAGUUUGCUGUGAGUCCAUCCAAUUUCAGCAGCAGUGAUUGUCAGGAUGAAGAGGGACGAAAAGGAAACACACUUUACUACAAUUUCCCUUGGGGAAAGGAGCCAAUAGAAACCCUGUGGAAUCUAGGAGAUCGUGAACUUUUACACAUGUAUCCUGGAAAUGGAUCUAAGUUACACGGUCGAGAUGGACGAAAGAAUGUGGUUCCUUCUGUUUUAUCUGUGACUGGAGAUCUGGACAGAGGCUUGCUGGCUUACCUGUAUGACUCCUUCCAACUAACGGAGAACUCUUUCACGAGAAAGAAAAAUCUUCAUAGAAAGGUACUUAAACUUCAUCCUUGCUUAGCUCCGAUUAAAGUUGCUCUGGAUGUGGGAAGAGGCCCCACAGUGGAACUGAGACAGGUGUGUCAAGGAUUAUUUAAUGAAUUGCUAGAAAACGGAAUUUCUGUGUGGCCUGGUUAUUUGGAAACCAUGCAGUCCUCCAUGGAACAACUUUAUUCAAAAUAUGAUGAAAUGAGUAUCCUCUUCACUAUUUUGAUCACUGAAGCUACUUUGGAGAAUGGAUUAGUAAAUCUGAGAAGUAGAGACACCACCAUGAAGGAAACGAUGCAUAUAUCCAAAGUGAAAGACUUUCUGGCCAAGUACAUAGCAGCGGCCAAGAAUGUCUAGAUGCCAAUGUUUCUGCAAUAAAAG
Molecule: messenger RNA, 1545 nt
Organism: Condylura cristata (star-nosed mole)
Lineage: Eukaryota; Metazoa; Chordata; Mammalia; Eulipotyphla; Talpidae
Gene: POLG2
Product: polymerase (DNA directed), gamma 2, accessory subunit
Exons: 8
Coding region: 64-1521 (485 amino acids)
Biological process (GO): mitochondrial DNA replication
Cellular component (GO): mitochondrion; cytoplasm
Source: RefSeq, a predicted model, not a curated record